Penaeus chinensis is the source of this 2262-nucleotide messenger RNA. Its product is annotated as PDF receptor-like. Bases 534 to 1904 code for a protein of 456 amino acids. Lineage: Eukaryota; Metazoa; Arthropoda; Malacostraca; Decapoda; Penaeidae. The transcript is spliced from 13 exons. Gene Ontology annotation, cellular component: plasma membrane. Gene Ontology annotation, molecular function: G protein-coupled peptide receptor activity. Gene Ontology annotation, biological process: adenylate cyclase-modulating G protein-coupled receptor signaling pathway; cell surface receptor signaling pathway. The record is from RefSeq and is a predicted model, not a curated record.
GGUAGCAGUCGGUCGCAGGCGCGCUCUCGUCCGCCUUUCUGUUUCACUGAGAACCGCUCGGCCGAAGAGCGGGUUGUGUUCUGAUAGUUGAUGUGUUCUUCGCUUUUGAAAUUUGUGUUUCCCCAGUUCCUGAAUUAAGUGUUAGGUCAUGACUCUUCCGAGAUGAAGUAGUGUACAUUAUAGCACAUUUUAGGUUAGAUAAUAAUAACAAAUAUAGAACUAAAUAAAACAAAAAUAAACAGUGAAGUAUAUAUGACAUGAUUACCACCAACACCCGUGCAUAAAGACCAUCGCGUUUUAAAAAUAUACGUAACUUUUUGUCCAGCCACCUCCACCCACCCCUUCGAGAUCUUGGAUUUAACCUUUACGCCGAUUUCACCGAUACCAAAAAUCGCUCCCAAAAAUACCACCACUCCACAAGAGAACCUCCACGACCGAUGACCACGACCAAGAGCAGAGCGAUGUACCCGCACCAUGCAGCUUGUUCUUCGCGACUGUAGGAGAGUACCUUAAGUGAUCACUGAUUGCCGUGCAUGGCAGAGCCGACGGCCGCCCCGCUUAUGUACGACUGGUCUUUCAAGAGCCAUGAAGAGUGUCAGAACUACUACGCCAACGUUACCAUGGACGGCGGGGUUUGGUGCAACGCCACGUGGGACCACAUCCUCUGCUGGCCGCCGUCGCCGCCAGACACGCAGGUGGAGCUGCCGUGUCCUCCGCUCAAGGGGGUAGAUCCGACACAGAUGGCCCACCGGCGAUGCACGGGCGACGGGCAGUGGCAGGGCCGGGUCCUCGACGCCGGCCCCGAGGACCCGACCGAGGGAUGGUCCAACUACACCAUGUGCUUUAUCCCCGAGAUCCGCCAGCUCAUGGAUAAGCUCUACGCCAGUUCCGAAGAGGAUGCCAAGCUGAAGAUGCAGGUGGCCUCAACCGGGCGGGUCAUGGAGACGGUGGGCCUCGCCAUCUCCCUGGCUACGAUCCUCGUCUCGCUCGUCAUCUUCUCCAGCUUCAGGUCCUUACGUAACAACAGGACGCGAAUCCACUGGCACCUGUUCGUCGCCAUGAAGAUCCAGCUGGUCAUCCGCUUGACCUUGUACAUUGACCAGUACAUCAUCAGGUCUCUGCAUAGUGACGACUACACGCCCCGGGGCAUCGAUAACACGCCAGUCCUGUGUGAAAGUUUCUACGUUCUGUUAGAAUAUGCAAGAACGGCCAUGUUCCUGUGGAUGUUUAUCGAAGGCCUCUACCUCCACAACAUGGUCACCAUCACCGUUUUCCAAGAUAAACCAAAUUACAGAGUAUACUACGUCCUCGGGUGGGGCCUCCCAGUGCUCAUGACGGCCGUGUGGGCGGUGGUGACGGCGAUUAAGUAUACGGACACCGAGUGUUGGUGGGGCUACAACCUGAGUCCCUACUUCUGGAUCCUGGAAGGUCCCCGACUCACCGUCAUUGUGACAAACCUGCUGUUCCUCCUCAACAUACUCCGUGUACUUAUCACCAAACUCCAAGCAACAUUGUCUUCAGAAACGCAUCAGAUCAAAAAGGCGGUUCGGGCCGCCAUAGUCCUGCUCCCCCUCCUGGGCAUCACCAACAGCCUGCAGAUGGUUCACUCGCCGCUGGACAGUAAUCUCGUGCAGUUCGCAGUGUGGACGUAUUUCUCCACCUUCCUCACUGCCUUCCAGGGCUUCUUUGUCGCCCUCAUCUACUGCUUCAUGAACAAUGAGGUGCGAGCGGCGCUGAGAAAGUCCUGGGAGGAUUACUAUUCGCAGAGAUGCAUCGAGGACAACCGCCGCCUCUCCUUGGCGUCCUUCCAGAUAUAUAGGGUGCACGGGCCGACGAGCAAGAAGCACAGCCAGGACGACGCCAACGGGAGUGUGGCGCAGGAGAUCCACGUGACGUCCGUUUAGGCCGCCCUGGGCCGCCGACGCAGCUGCGGACGCCUGCGGGGACGCCGCAAGUCACUCUGCCAUGUUAGAUUUUUAGACUUUUUUAAAGUAUGCAGAAGAGAAAAUAGUGACACUCGGAAAAAAAAAUUGAGAGUUCCGUGACUUGGCCGUGUUUUUCCUCAAAGGAUUUCCUGAAGAGAAGAGGGAGACAACAUCUGGAAACCGGGAAGUCUGCGCUCAGCAUGGCUGUGUUAUGAUCAUACUAAGCGUGUGUACAUUUACUCAUGUGUGGUGUGUAUUUGGCUGUGUAGGUGUACGUGUUUGUGAGUGUGUACACACUCACAAACACACACACACACACACACACACACACACACAC